CUCCAGGAAGGAAGAUGUCUCUAUGUGAUCCUCCUGAUGGCUUUGUACUGGUGCACGGAGGCGCUGCCAUUGGCUGUGACUGCUCUGCUGCCAAUCAUCCUGUUUCCAUUUCUGGGCAUUCUCCCUUCCAACAAAGUUUGCCCACAGUAUUUUUUAGACACCAACUUCCUCUUCCUCAGUGGCCUCAUCAUGGCGGCUGCCAUCGAGGAGUGGAACCUGCAUCGCAGGAUUGCCCUGAAGGUCCUCAUGCUAGUGGGAGUCCAACCAGCCAGACUUAUUUUAGGAAUGAUGCUGACAACUUCUUUCCUGUCCAUGUGGUUAAGUAAUACAGCCUCCACUGCUAUGAUGCUCCCAAUUGCCAUUGCUAUUCUGAAGAGUCUCUUUGGAGAGAAAGAAGUAUCUAGAGAUCUCAACAAGGAAAAUGAAGAAAACCAAGCCUCUUUUCAGCAGAAUAAACUUUACACUGUACCAACUGAGCUGCAGUUUCUGGCAAGUACUGAGGACAAAGAUCUGACAGAGGAGAAGGACGUUGUCAUCGAUGUUCCCUCAGAUUUAAAGAAGGAGGAAGAAUACAAGACAAACAUAUGGAAAGGCUUCCUCAUCUCAAUCCCUUAUGCAGCCAGCAUUGGAGGUACAGCAACGCUAACGGGAACUGCACCAAAUCUCAUCCUUCUAGGACAGCUGAAGAGUUUUUUUCCAGCCUGUGAUGUGGUGAACUUUGGAUCUUGGUUUGUGUUUGCAUUUCCUUUAAUGGUGCUAUUCCUUGUCUUUGGAUGGCUGUGGAUCUCCUUCCUAUAUGGAGGAUUUAACCUGAGGGGUUGCAGAAAGAAGAAGUCAGAUAUAAGAGUGGAUGCAGAAGCUCGAGCCAAAGCAGUAAUAAAGGAGGAUUAUCAGAAACUGGGGCCAAUAAAAUUUGCAGAACAGGCAGUUUUCGUCCUCUUCUGUUUGUUUGCAAUCCUUCUGUUCUCCAGGGACCCAAAAUUCAUCCCAGGUUGGGCAAGUUUUUUCACACCUGGGUUUGUCUCAGAUGCAGUUACUGGAGUCACCAUAGUGACCAUAUUGUUCUUCUUUCCUUCACAAAAACCAUCCUUUAAGUGGUGGUUUGAUUUAAAAGCACCCAACACUGAGAAUCAGCCCUUGCUGACCUGGAGAAAGGCUCAAGAGACCGUACCUUGGAACAUUAUCUUGCUGCUCGGUGGAGGGUUUGCCAUGGCAAAAGGAUGUGAGGAGUCAGGCUUGUCCGUCUGGAUCGGGGGCCGUCUGCAACCCCUGGAGGGUGUGCCACCCCCCGUGGCUGUCUUGCUUAUCACCAUAGUGAUUGCCUUAUUCACAGAGUUUGCCAGCAACACAGCCACAAUUAUAAUCUUCCUGCCUGUCCUGGCAGAACUGGCAAUUCGUCUGAAAGUAAAUCCCCUGUAUUUAAUGAUACCAGGAACUGUGGGGUGCUCCUAUGCUUUCAUGCUGCCAGUCUCCACUCCCCCAAACUCAAUUGCCUUUUCUUCAGGACACUUGCUGGUCAAAGACAUGGCAAGAACUGGGCUUCUCAUGAAUCUCAUGGGGGUUCUGCUCCUCAGCUUGGCUAUGAACACCUGGGCCAAAAGCAUCUUCCAGCUGGGCAGCUUCCCUGCAUGGGCCAACAUCCAUGCGGAAAAUGUCACAGUGUUGUUGACAGAUGUGGAAAAUGUCACUUUAAGCUCGCUCAGCAAAAUAUGAGCCAUGAAGUAGGAGGGACUUGCUUAGGACUUGAGCACUGGAAUCAUUGGAGAGAAUGCAUAGGAGAGGCCUCAGCACUGCUCAUACCCCAAAGGACCAGCCACUGCAGCCAGUUGUUUUAUGUGUAUGAAUAUUGUACAUUGUCACAACAUAAAUGUUUCUCCUAGUGGAAGAGUCCCCACAUCUCCAACAGAUACCAAUCAGAGUGUUCAAGAGAACUUAGUCCCUCAUAUGGAAGGACAUUCAUACCCUAGUAAGGGUCUGACAGUACCUUGGGAAGAUACCACUCCUGUUAAAAACUCUAGGAGCUUUGAGGUUAAUAUCAAUUAGCUAAUUUCCGAUAUCCAACAUGAGUCAGGGUAGUAACUGCACUUCCAGGCAUGGAGUCAAAUGAGGCCAUUUAAGGUGCUACUCAGUAUGAAAAAGGGUAUCAGAAUCUGACCCAGUGAGAGGCAGAUUGAGCUCUGUCAUUCUAAAAUGCUCAGUAGAGUCAAGAUUUCAUUAGGAUCUCACAGGUGAUUGUGCCAUGUAGGAUGAAGACUGUUUCUUCAGAUUUUCAUGAAAGGAUGACUCAGGAGGUGUCUAGCCAGAACAUGGCUUAUUGCUCCACAGUGAGAAAGUUUGGAAACACCAAGGCAGAAGUGUGUUUCAAAACACAUGAAUUACUUUGAGACUUUUUCAACCCAAUAAUUUCAAACCAUGCCUUCGCACUGACUGGACAAGUGGCAAUUUGGGGCCAAAUACAAACCUGACAUAAAUCCAUGGAUAUUAAUGGAGUUACACUACUGGUAGGUAUGGCCUGUCUUAAGUUCAUGAACUUUUUAAACUGGAGCUUUGAGGUUGCCUCACUCAUGAGAAAGCUGCUAAGUCACAGGUCAGUGACAGACUGCAGAGGAAUACUAUUGACAUCUUUGAUGAAUAGCUUUUGAUUCUUAUAUUUUUUAAAUCUGAUUGCUUGGAUCUUUUUAAUGAAAGAAUAUGCAAAUUGACCACAAUCUCAUCACCAUUGUAGCCAAAAUCUUUUAAUUUGGGCAUGUAAGAAACCAGUAUAUUUAAUUAAAAAGAUCUAUGUUUAAAACAGAUGGCUUAAAAGAUGAGGGCUCUGGUGUGAUACAGGAGAGGUGGAAGAGAGAGUCCUUGCACUGAGUUGGAUAUUGGACUCAGCUGGUCCCAAAUUCUCAGCUGGUACAUGCUGGCCGAUUUCCAGUCAAGUCAGUGGAGCUAAACUGAUUUACACCAGCUGAGGAUCAAGUUCUUCUCUAUUACUCCUAUGUUACUGAUAACAGUCGGUGUCAGCUCCAAGAGCAGACAGGGUAAUUUAUCCAUCAGACCCAAUUCUCUCUUUAAUCAUAGUUGCUGCUGCUGUUGUGCAAAUGACAUUAAGAUUACAUCACAGAUAUGAAUGUUUGCAAAGGUCAUGCUGAAACCACCAAAACAAAUUUACUGAAACUAGAUCAGUCUCCAUGCAAAAUCCUCACAACUGUGGAAACUACAAAAUAAAAUGCAUUCAUUGGCAGGUCACGUUGUGAUGUUGUAUCUGUAGAUCACAAAUGGGAAGGCUUGAGUCUCCCCUUUCAGUUGCAUUGAAUUCACUCUAGUGACUUAAUAGACUUAUAUGGUAGGAGGAGAAUGGGGCUCUGCUUGCAUUACAUCUGUUCAGCUCAACCUAGAAACCAUCCCAAUGAAUGCAAAUAUUGAAUGCAGAUAUGCCAUUUUUCUGGCAAUCAAGCCAGAGAUGCAGGGUGGAAGAGGCACGUGCAGGGUACCAGAGGCUGAAGCAAUUGUAUCUGUGCAAUGCCAUGCUGGGGAAUAGGUGCUAGGAGAGCACGCUCAUUGCUGCUGCACUGCAUGCUCCGAAGCAUUAAAGAGUUGCAGAGCACAUGCCCUCACUGCAGGCUGCGAGGUGCCAUGUCCCAUGACUGACUGGGCACCCUCCUCUGGGGAGCGCAGCGAGAGCUGGGCUUUGCUUGCGCUCCAUGGUGGGGGAGCGGGGUGCUAGCAGUCUGUGGCUGGAUCCUAGGUUGCUGUCCUGUCCUGUGGGGCUGGAGAAGGCCCUAACUAGGUAUCGCUCCAUCUGCCAGAAAUCUCAUAAGAGCAGCUCAUAGGAUUUGGACACUUUUGUAGCACUUUCUAAGCAAGGCUCUCAAAGUGCCUUACAGAUGCAACCACUCCAGUGAGGAAAGGCAGUUUUGUUACUGCUGUGUUACAUGUGAGGAAACCAUGGCACAGGCAGGAUAAAGGACUUGCCCAAGGCCACACUGUGGGAGAGCUAGGAACAAAAUGCAGGCGCCCCACCUCCUUGUCCCAUAUGCUACCCAAAGGCUGAACUUCUGCUCUCUCUAGAAAUAUCCUUAUAAUCAGGACACUGAUCUCAGAGCCCAACAAUGGUGCAUUCCUAAGGGCUUCGAUGUUUCCUUGCUCUUAUACAGCAUUUCUAAGUAUAAAGCAUUAUAUUAUACCUUUGUAUCCAUUAAUUUGUGAGAGUAUACAUGUCCCCAAGUUUUUGACUUCUACCCCCUAAAUCUGUGCAACCUGUUUCAUGGGUUUACGAGUAUAUUAUUUAGCGUGAAAUUCUCUCUUGCACUUGGUGCUACUAGUGACUAACCCCCAAAUUCAUAGCAACAGUUUUAUAAUGCCUCACAAACCACUUUGCCUCUUUCCAAAUCUUUCCAGUUUGUAUAGCUCUCUUGCUAGCUCUGAAGCGACUCAAGCCUAAAUUUUUAUCAGAUCUGUAUGUAACCCCGACUAAAUUUAAAUCUUAAUUCUUCAUGUUCCUCACCACCUAAGGUGAAAUAGCCCACUGGUUAUUAAGGCUGUUUGUAGACACGCUCACUGUUUUCUAAACUGUGUUAACUGAUUCACAUCACACAAUUUGAAUCAAAUUUCAGUUCAAAUGAAGGGUUAAUAGACAAUCAUUGACCUCAGGGAGGUUUUUGUGCAUUUCUGCACUUCUGCAGUAGAGAUGGCAGGAGGCAUCUGAUGCCAGACCUAGUGGUGGGCAUGAGCAGCAACAAGCCCUAGAUACCUGCCGUAUAUACAUGUUAAUACACUUUAAAUUGCCUAGUUCAGACUCCCUUAGCCUGCAUUAACUUUAAUCCUCAUUCAAUGAGGAUUAGUUAAUUUGGGCUGGAGCUAAUUUUAAUUCAGACUAAAGAUGUCCAUGUGAAUGUAGUGAUGGCUGUAAUCCAAAUUAAACCUAGAAAAAUGUAACAUCUAUAAAUGACCUAAGACAGCUUUCCAGGCUCCUGGUACACUAGGUGAUGGGAGAUUUGAAAGUCUCCAGAGAAGGACAUUUGAACUACUCUGUUAAUCUUCUAUAAUUUAGACCAAGUUAGUAUAAAGGAACUUUAUCGGCAUCUGCACCAGCUUUCUUUCAAUGUAAAAACCCAGUAAUCAUCCUGAGAACUAUUCACUUGUUCUCUCCUGUUAAUUUUAAUAAAUAGCAAAUACCAUUCACUCAUUAAAAUUUGACAUUCAGAAUAUCCUCCCUUUAUGUCUUUGUAUCCAACCCAUAUCCUGGGUGCAAUUCUAAAUAGUCGCCUGAGAUGUUCAGAUUGAUACAAACUUGGUUUUAUUUAUAGUAAUAAAAAUAAUGCAUUUU
Messenger RNA from Alligator sinensis (Chinese alligator), 5314 nucleotides. It is a transcript of the gene SLC13A3, whose product is annotated as solute carrier family 13 member 3. Gene Ontology annotation, molecular function: citrate transmembrane transporter activity; sodium:dicarboxylate symporter activity; succinate transmembrane transporter activity. The transcript is spliced from 12 exons. Gene Ontology annotation, cellular component: membrane. The record is from RefSeq and is a predicted model, not a curated record. Bases 37 to 1713 code for a protein of 558 amino acids. Gene Ontology annotation, biological process: citrate transport; monoatomic anion transmembrane transport. NCBI's taxonomy places the organism in Eukaryota, Metazoa, Chordata, Crocodylia, Alligatoridae.